AUGUCCCAGGGGGAGAAUGAUGAUGACUGGCUGCAGAGCUUCUUCCCUGGAUGGAGAGAGGAGGACCAGCAUCAAGGAAAUCGCAAUAAUGGCGGCCCUGAUCAGACCCAUCACCAGAACCCGCAUCCCGCGUUCGCCGAUGCGGCGCAGAUGGCCCAGGCUGCCCACGCAGCCUACGUUCGAUUCCAGGAAUCCCGAUCACCUCAAGCGCGUGCUGCGCAGAUGAGUCAACCAGAACAGAACUCUGCGGCAUACUCCCAGGGAAUGGAUCAGACCUUGUUCCGUUCUCAAUUACAUAGACACUCCCAGCACGAGCAACCUCAGCAACAGCCCCAAACACAAGUGCAACAACAGUAUCAGCAACAAGCUCGGCAACAAGCUUUGCAUCUACCUCAGCCACAGCCUUAUAGACAAGCUCACGCUCAGCUUCUGGCUCAGCACCAAGCCCGGGAGCAAGCGGAGCAAAAAGCUCAAGAGCAAGCGGAAAUCCGGGCUCGAGAACAGGCACAGCGAGAUGCUCAGCGGCGGGCGGAGAUUCAGGCCCGGGAACAGGCGCAGAAAGAAUCCCGAGAACAAGCGCCGCAGCAAGCUCAACGACAGGCGGAGCUUCAGGCUCAGCAACAAGCUCAGAAGUUUGCACAGUGCCAAGCGCAGAAAAGAUUGCAUGAGCAAGCGCAACAAGCGCAACAAUACGCGCAGCAACGGUCUCUGCACCAGCCACCCCAGGACCAUCGUGACCAGCUACAGCAAUACUAUCGAGAGGCCCAACAGCACUAUCAAGCACAGGAUCAGGCCGAUUCCCGACCCCAGCAGGAUCGCCCGCACCAGCAGUACCAAUAUCGAGAAGCUUCAAACCAGCAUCAAUACGUGAGGCCGUCUGAUAUCAACCCGCCUGGGUCAUAUUAUCAGUCUAACACCAUCAAUCGGUCUUACACUCCUUUGGCGCCAGUGCGGUCUCCAGUGCCCACUCAAAGAUCGGCUUCGGGGCCAACCCUGGCUCAACCGUCCCCUACAACAUCGCAGAGCCCAGUCGAGGUCCACUCCCGCUUGUCUACUGGGGAGCCUCUGCACAAGACUUAUACAGCGCCAGAUAGUCAUUCUUCAGGCCAACAGAGUCCGUUGUUGGCGGCGCCGCCUACUGAGGCCCCUCCACAUGAUCCAAAUACACAGAGGAACAGUACACCGCAGACUACACAACAAAAAGUGUCCGAAACACGGCCUCAAACGCCCCCUCGAGCAUGUAGCCAGUCUCAGGCAUCAUCAAACCAGCCGGAAGCCUCAAGACGAGGCUCCUUCCUCGAGGAUGCAGCUCUUUUCAGCACCAAGUCACCCCAGAAGGAUCCAUAUACGUCGUCAUCUCGCAGUACUCUUGGGCCGCGAGCCAACACUUUAAAUGUGGCUGCAUCUACGGCUAACGCUUCGGCGCCAACAAAGCCACCAUCAGUCUCACAUUCACACCCUUCGCCUAAACAGAGAACUAGCGCCGCCCGCCCAGCUUCAGUAUCCGUUCCUCCCUCAUCAUCUGCAUCUGAGCCCAUGACUGGGCCUGCACAACUUCGUACAUCAGGCUCGCCUCCGAUGACCAACUCCACGGCUGCGGCUGCUGCUUCCGAUCGGGCUACUACUAAUAGGCCUCCUAUUGGAAGUUUUGCAACAUUUGCUAACAUCAAAAGCCCCGCUGUGCCACCCGUAUCCUAUGCGGUACCGCAGGCGCUCAGGACCUAUGCGACACCACAGAUACUCCAGGCGUAUGCCGCUUCUCAGGCACAAAAUGCACCUGCUUCUUCUCAACCAUCUGCUCAGACAGGCCGCAGCAUCUCCUCUAAACCGAUUGCAGCACCUUCCACAUCUACAAGUGGGCGUAAUUCACCAUUGUCUUCCCAAGUCAAAUCUAUAUCUGGACCUCGGCGAAAGAAAGGCAGGCCCCCCAUAUAUCCUGAUGUUGUGGGUCCGGACAAUCAAUCAGCAGGACCUGGAAGAGCUGGCGACAGAUGGAAGGUGUUUUCACAAACCAAUCCUUCUCCGAACGGGAUACCCAGUCAGUACCAGCCAGUGCUUUCUGGCUUUCCUGUUCUUCGGGAUCCUGCCUCUGCCUCUGCUCGGGCACCGGCUCCUCCGCCAUCUUGGAGACCUCCCGCGAAUUCUGCUUAUCCAGCAUCGGGUUCUACGCCGCCCUUGGCAAACAGAUAUGAGCCUGGUCCAAGCCAAUCCGCCACGGGCGCCGGGGCGAUCUCUCCAACCCUGCAACCUACCCAGGCUUAUCAACCUCAACCGGCUAUAAUUUACACGUCAGGUCCUGUGCAGCCCCGUCCAGCUUCUACGCAACCACCACCUGCUAAGAUGCGGAAGCUGGAUGAUAGCUCCAGACAGCCUGUGACACCGUCAUCAGGGACUUUGAACUUGGGUCAAUACCUCCGACAAUCCCCAAGUCGGAGGCAUAUCACAUACCGAUCUGACAUUAUCGAACGGAUGAACUCCUCGGACGUACUGAUCAAACUGGAAUAUGACCCAGCCACUAUUGCUCGGGAUAUCUUGAUUGUUGCAGAUAAGCACCCGACUGAGAAGAGCCUCAACCAUCAUCUGCAUAGUCUGCGCCAGAAUUUCCAGGCAGUAGACUAUUCUUCAGAUUUGGCCAGUUUUCGGUGGGACAUUGUGGAUCCUUGGGUCAACUAUCCGCCAUCAGUUGAACAAGCAGCAUCCAGGGUUAAUCAGAUGCCUGCAAGUUCGGUAUCGAGGCUUGAGACAGUUUCUUGCCCGCCCAGCUUUCCGCCCAACCUUCCGCCCAGCUUUUCGGGGCCUACGAGCCCUGGUCAGAGUAUGCCCCACGGGUAUGCACGUGAUGUCCCCACAGCCCCGCUUGCGCGUCCCGCAGAAAGUCGUCCAGCCUACAAAACCAACACGGGCAUCACCACCAUUACAGGCACAGCCAAUUCAAGCCUAACUGGUUCAAACCUAAACAAUUCAGACUUCACUGGUACUGGCCUACGCACUAUCCCCUCAGGCUCUUUCAGUUCAGGCAAGUCCGGUGUAGGUGUGACUAGCACAGGUGUGACAAAGACCAACAUUGGCCCGAGCUAUCCUGCCUCUUCCCCUGCACUGGCAUCCACGACCACAUCUACAUCGACAACUAGCUCUCCGCCUAAAUCUACCCCAAAGCCGGCACCUACACCGCCUUCGGCAGUGGACUUGAAGGCGUUCGGAGCUUUGCCUUCCAAACCUCCCUCUUAUGACUCUCCUCUUCGCCCCACUGCACAACCUGUUCCAUACCCUCUUCCCUCUCUUCCUCCAGCCUCAUCUCCUCCGAGGGUGUAUCCUUCAGUUCCAUCAUCCUCAAUUGAGUCUCACCCUCCAGUCUCAACUCCCGUCUCAGCCACAGUUCCAGCUCCGGCACCUAAGUCUUCACCUAAAAAAUCAGUGAAGUCAACACCGGUGCCACCGUCCUCAUCCUCAUCUGCUGCUUCUCGUCCUCUGUCCAAGACACCUCAAGGUUCAUCACAGUCUCCUCGGGGCAAGGCUCCCCGACAAUCACCUCUACCCAAAGGGCUACCAGAGCCCCAGGUCGUCAUUCCUAUUUCUCCACAAACGAUGGCGCCCCCGAAGAAAAAGCCCGGUCGCCCACCUCAGAAAGACAUCCAGGUUGAGGUGGCCAUUGACAAUCGGCCUACCACUCAGUAUCCAAUCUUCAAGUGCAAGUGGACCGGGUGCCAGGCAGAGCUCCAUAACCUGGAAGCUAUCCAUACUCACAUUCUGGCGGUCCACAUUCCCCACCACAUCGUCUGUGCCUGGGAUGUCUGCUCCGAUAAGAACCUUCGCGCUGCUGCUGAUAUGUGGGAGCACGUCCGAGAAAAGCACAUGAUCCCCCUGGCCUGGCAAUUCGGGGAUGGCCCUUCGGCCUCGGCAACCGCGGCAGAUAGCUAUGAACAACCUGAGCUGUCCGGCCAAGGACGCCAGGACACGAUGACUCUCCCAGCGGAUCGCGAUUCCGUCAAGAUCUUCAGCCGCAUCCAUGGCACGCAGACGAGCAAGCAGAAGGCCGAGCUGAUGGAGGAGGGUGGACGUCGGUGGAAGGAAGAUGCUGGACCCGACACGGACACCAGCGAUCGACCACUUUCCACCCCACUCCGAUUGAUGGCCAGUAGCCACACCGAAACGGCUUACACCAUGUCUGAAGUGAGGGUGGUGAUUAGAGGGGCCUCAAUGGAAUGA
Molecule: messenger RNA, 4206 nt
Organism: Penicillium subrubescens
Lineage: Eukaryota; Fungi; Ascomycota; Eurotiomycetes; Eurotiales; Aspergillaceae
Product: putative C2H2 finger domain protein
Exons: 2
Coding region: 1-4206 (1401 amino acids)
Source: RefSeq, a predicted model, not a curated record